AGCGGCCCGAGAAUAACAAAAGCUUGAGUAAUGGAGUAAUACGGACUCUGGUGGCGGAAACUUCCGUGUUCGCGGGUCAGCCGAACAAGGAGCACCCAUCGCCAAUCUGUUCGACAUCGACGAACGCCAACUCACAAGUCACGUCGCCGACCGCCCUACUGCCGGCCCUUGGCCGCUUGCCGCCUGCCGCCGCCCGCCUGCCGCCUGCCGCCUGCCGCCUGCCGCCUUCCGCCGUGUGCCCCUCCCUGCCGAUUGCGUACUGCGCUUCGGCUAAUCGACUAAUCGUCCCUUCUCACCUUAAUUCAUCUGCGGCUUCAGGCUUCACACCUUCACCGCUCCAGCCUUCAGGUACAAAGGUGCUCCUCCAGACAAAAUCUUUUAGAAUUUUUAAACUUUUUCUUUUAUUGAUUAAUACUACCUCUUUCCCAAUUGAGUUCCCAGUUACGGUGGAACUUUAAAAACUUUGUCGGCGAAUUAUUCAAAAUUUACAUUGCUUUGGCACGCAAAGUUAAUUUUAAUAUACUUCAUUUCCAUAUAUAUUAUUCAAAUGUUCAUACAUUAUAGGUUUUGUAAAUUUAGUUUUUUUUUUAGAUAUUUGGGGUCAAACUUCCAUCUAGAAGACAGUAAAAGUCAAACUAUGAACUUAGUUGCUGGAUAGGAGUAUAAUUAUUUGAUUAGUUCAUUAAUUGAUUUAAUUCAUAGUUGUUUAAUACUUAAAAAAUGAAUAUUGAAUAGUUGAUAAAUAAUUAGUUGAUAUGUUGGCUGUUGUCCUGUAGAGUGUUUUUGUGUUUUUAAAUGUUUAAGUAAUUUUAUGAAGCUAUGAGUGAUGAUGUCGCUUCACAAUAUUCAGCAAGAAAUGUAUUCAAGUAAUUCUUACGAAAUUAAGUCGUUUAUUUUUUAAAGAUCUUUAAAUAUGAUUAUUAUUAUGCAUUUUAGUUUAGACAUAAAACUAUAAAAGGUCUUGACAAUUUUUAUUAGGAUUAAGCCCACUAUAGAAUAAUAAAAUAUCCACCCUAGACCUUCAAAUAGACAGGACCAGCCCUUGUAUGAUGUGAACUAUAUGAAGUACAUAAUUUAUAUUACCAAAUCCUCUAUGUUUCCUCUAUCUACCGCAAUGCUUUCCGCUAUAUUUUAAUAUUUGUAUAGCGGGUUUCUGGCUUCCUACCAUAAUCAGCUAUCCGUUAUUGAUAACACUGUAAUCCUUCCUUUUCUUUUAGCUUUCUUUUCUAGGUCCGUGGUCAUUCAGGCUUAAAUUUACUUUUAAUAGUGUGCAACUGUGCAUGCUGAAUUUCGUUUAAACUUAUCUGACAAAACAAUAAGAGCACAAAAGAAAAAAACACAGGAAAUAGUCCAAAAACAAAGAUACAUGUUCUUAUUCCCUCUUCACAGUGCUUAAUGUUAGUAAUAAAUAAUACUGACAUUAAUUUAUAUUAUCAGUAACUAGUAUACCAUCUGUGCGAUGAACAUUAUGAAAUAUUAUCCAAAAUAAUUAUUAGCAGCUUUUAUAAUUAAAUAUGUAGUAUACUGAUUAGAAUACAUAAUUAUACAGAGUACGGUCGUCAGAAAUGACAUUAUGCCUCAAUAUGAAAUUUGUAGUAACUAUAUCAUCUUAAAUUAUAAUGCAGCUCUAUAGUGCAAAAUAUGGUCAAACAUAGAGUAAUAAAUUAUAAUAGAACACAUUUCUCACACCAAAAUAAAUUAAUAUAGGUUUUUGAGCAUUUCUUACAAUACAGGCUUUGAAACACUUAUAUAUAACAAUCAAAGUGUAAAAACUAAUAAAAUGUAAACUAAUUUCAUUUAUUGCAUGCAAUAAAUGGUCAAUAAUUAUUUUUGUUUUAAAUAUUAUGUGCAAGAGAAAACUAACAAAAUAAUGGAAUUUAUAAGCCAUUGAUUGUUAACCUCAAAAGACAUUGAUUACAUUUUGAAGUUAAUUUAUCAAGAAUACAUAAAGUUCACCCAAAAUGUUAAACUAAUUUUUUUCGUUUCUUUAGAUAUCGACCACAUGAAUCACACCUCACUACUUUUUGCUAAUGUUUGUAGUUCAAUGGAUUAGAAAUAGAUAUGAGGCUCUUUUUUGAGUCAAUGUCAUGGAUUAGUAAUUCAUGUGCUAUAUCUCAUAUUAUUUUUAUAUGAUAUGUUACUGUCAAAUGUUGCACAUGGCUUCUUGUCGCCUUAUUGUUGCCAAGACGCUCAUCUAGUCGUAUAGGUGGAAAGGCGGUUUGCUUGCGCGGUGCGCCUUGACUUGCCUAGAUGCCAUGAAAACCUUUAAUGUGUUUCAGACUUUCAGAUAUCCAAGUUUGACCAUUUCUUUUUGUCUUUUUGUUUUUGUUUUUAUUUUCCCCUGUGUUUGUUAUGUGGUAUGUAGGCCUGUCAAUGGGUCGGGUCUAGACCCGGAUCCGAUCUGAAUCCGGCACUUUAUUUGAGGGUAUGGGUCUAAUUUUAGAAUCGUUUCCCGGAUCCGUAUCCGAACCUGUUACAUGAUAAAGAAAAUGGGUCGGAUAUGGAUUUUUAAGUUCCGGCCCGUUUUGGACCCGACCCGUGAUGAUAUAAUUAUAGUUAUAAUUUAUUACAUACACACACAAUAUGCACAAAAAUAUUUAAACAUAAAAUAAGGAAAAUAAUCAAAUAUAAAAAAUGUUUUAAUAUUUGUAUGCUUAUUUAGUGGUAGUCCCACUAUAAUGGGAUUUUCGCUAAUGAGUUAGUGCUCUAGGUUCUCUAUGAGUUCACUAAUAUACAUAUAACAUACUCCUUAUCAUGGUUCUAAAACUCAGAAAAGUCGGCCACCUGGGCGCCGGAAAUUCGCUAGGCGCCUUCCUGUUGUAGAGAUUUUCUGAUAAUCGCUCCUAUAGUCACUCCCUCGACUAAUCCGCCACCGAGACCGAGUAAUCGCCGGAAAAGCGCCCGCCUAGGAAGAAAGUUAGUCGCGCGAGACCUUUUAAACAAUAGCUGGGUUUAAUGACUUUUUUACCGAUGACGAGGGUGCCUUUUAAAUCUGUUCGCCCAAUCCACUAACCAAAUUAAAAUUAGUGUGCUCUUUCUUUAGUGCCCAGCCCUAAACGGAACUUUCUUCUCUUCGAUGGAACGGCGGCCGGGUGAUGAAUCUUCUACUCUUCCAUUUCCGGCGCUUCUUUGUUGAGUAUUGAAUCUGCUUCUCCACUCUCUGGUGUCAAGCAGUCCAGAGCCUUGUAGGUAAAUGUCCAGGCGAACGUUGUACAAUUUUCUGUGCUCCACUAGCCGCAACUUGUAGAGCUCAAUGGCACAAUCAACCUCGCUUCUUGUAUUGGGAACUGUAGGGAGAAAUAGCCUCUGGAAUAUCUACCUUAAAAGUACAAGACUCGGUUCAUUGUCGUUCAGAUACAAGUACACUCAACAAAGAGCACUGUCAAACUCACACCCCACAAACGGUGAAGAUCCAAUUUUGCCUGUUCUAAUCAUAGGCGCGGGACCUGUUGGACUUGCUCUCUCUGUACUCCUCACCAAAUUAGGUGUGAAAUGUGCAGUCUUGGAGAAGAACAAGGACUUCUCUAGGCAUCCUCAAGCCCAUUUUAUUAACAAUAGAUCAAUGGAGGUUUUUCGAAAAAUGGAUGGCCUAGCAGAAGAGGUUUUGAGGUCUCAACCGCCAGUGGAGUUUUGGCAGAAGUUCAUUUACUGUACUUCUCUUACUGGUUCUAUUAUUGGCUCUGUUGAUCAUAUGCGAUCAGAAGAUUUCGAUCAUGUUGUGAGCCCCGUCUCUGUUGCACACUUUUCACAGUACAAAUUGACCAGAUUGAUGUGUGAGCAGCUGAAAGAACUUGGAUUUCAUAUUGAGAACAAUGAAAGGCGUAUAAUGCAUGAUGACUUCGUUUCGGAGAGACAGCUUCAAAUGGGGCACGAGUGCAUAGCAAUACAGCCCAGCAAUGAUUUUGUUACUGUGAAGGCAUCUUUUCACGGGGAAGGAAAGUCUACUCAGAAAAACAUACGAUGUCAGUUCCUUGUUGGUACAGAUGGUGCUGGAAGUACAGUCAGAAAGUUAAUGGGAAUAGAUAUGAAAGGGGAAAAAGACUUGCAGAAACUUAUCAGCGUCCACUUUAUUAGCCAAGAAUUGGGGCAGUACCUCAUCAAUGAGAGACCAGGCAUGCUGUUUUUCAUUUUUAAUGAAAAAGCUAUAGGUGUCCUUGUUGCCCAUGAUCUCAGGGAAGGGGAAUUUGUCUUGCAAAUACCAUUUUAUCCACCUCAACAAAGGCUUGAGGACUUCAGCUCAAAGAUAUUUGAAAUAAUUUGUAAGUUGGUUGGGCAAGAACUUGCAGACAUCAAUGUGGUAGACAUAAAGCCCUGGGUAAUGCAUGCUGAAGUUGCUGAGAAUUUUCUGUCAUGCGGCAACAGAGUUAUUCUUGCUGGUGAUGCUGCACACCGUUUCCCCCCCUGCCGGAGGGUUUGGGAUGAACACUGGUAUUCAAGAUGCCCAUAAUAUUGCAUGGAAAUUAGCGUUAGUUUGCAAGGGUAUUGCACCUGCAUCAUUUCUUUCCACAUAUGAAGUAGAACGUAGACAGAUUGCCAGUUUUAAUACGUCACUCAGCGUCCAAAACUUCAAAGCAGCAAUGAGAGUUCCUGCUGCACUUGGUCUUGAUCCAACCAUUGCAAAUGCAGUACAUCAAGCUCUUAAUAACACUGUUGGUUCCAUAUUACCCUCUGGACUGCAAAAGACUAUCUUAGAUGGAAUUUUCAGCAUAGGCCGUGCACAGCUUUCUAAUCAUGUUUUAAAUCCGAAUAAUCCGCUUGGAUCUGCUAGACUUAAGAAACUAAAAGAAAUAUUUGAGGAGGGACAGAGCCUUCAGCUCCAGUUCCCUGCUGAGGAUAUUGGUUUCAGGUAUCUCAGAGGAGCAUUGGUGUCUGAUGGAGAUAAUGUGUUGACUAAACCCGAAACACCCACAGGGAGAAGAAAGGAAUUUGUGCCCUCUGCAGAUCCUGGAUUCAGAUUGCCACACAUGAAUGUGGCAGCAUUAUCAAAUUCAAGUACCAAGGUAACAUUUUCUACAUUGGACUUGGUAUCAGCAGAUAAGGUUGAGUUUCUUCUCAUUAUAGCACCGGUCGACACGUCCUACCAUCUGGCUGUAGCGGCAUUCCAGGUGGCCGAGGAAUGUAAAGUUCCUCUGAAGGUAUGCGUCAUGUGGCCCGGAGAAACUACUGGGGGAGCAAAAGGCAGAACCAAAGCUGCAUUGGUACCUUGGGAGAAUUUCGUAGAUGUUUUGGAAGUUAAGAAUCCACGAAAUCCAUCGUCUUGGUGGGACAUCUGCAAGAUGACGGACAAGGGAGCUAUUUUAGUGAGGCCUGAUGAACACAUUGCCUGGCGGGCAAAGUCUGAACUUGCUUGUGAUGCCUCUGCCGCUGAGAUGAGAAAGGCUUUUCAUGCAAUCCUUAAAGCUUAAGUGCUUAACAUACCCGCCUCUCCAUUUGCUACGUUAGGUCUCCGGUUUUAUCUGUGAUAUUAUGUUGGAAUAAUAAUAUUUGUGAUGUCUACAGAUUUGAUUUUCAGUUUUCUCGCUUUCCUCUAUUCGAGGCAUCUUCUUUAAUGUUAUUGAAAUAAAACUCGUUGAUAAAAUAAAAUUACAUCAUUGUACAUUGGGAAAACAUUACUAUAGUUAGUGAAAUGUAAAAGUAGAACAUG
Molecule: messenger RNA, 5644 nt
Organism: Cuscuta epithymum
Lineage: Eukaryota; Viridiplantae; Streptophyta; Magnoliopsida; Solanales; Convolvulaceae
Source: the annotation of a GenBank genome assembly